Molecule: messenger RNA, 769 nt
Organism: Trichomonas vaginalis G3
Lineage: Eukaryota; Parabasalia; Trichomonadida; Trichomonadidae
Product: organellar and viral DNA polymerase type B
Exons: 1
Source: RefSeq, a predicted model, not a curated record
AUGACUAUUGCUGCAUAUGCGUAUGAAACAAAUGAAGCAAGAAGAGCACAUGAACUAGUAAACGAAAACUCAACUUUAACCAUUGAAGGCAAUGAUUUAGUCAUUGACGAUGGAAAAACUAAAAAAGUCAUUGAUUUCGAUACUUUUAACACUUAUGACCCAUUCAUUACAACAAGCAAGGUUCCCAUCAUAAAUGAUGGAACGGUGCAAUAUAUAAAUUCAACAGUAGAUGCCUCAUUAGUGAAAGUACUGAAUGUUCUCAUUGAAUUGUUAAAGAGCUUUCAAUUUGACGACAACAUUAAAUGCCUAAAGAAUUUAGUCAUGAAUGAGAAACAAAUUCUCGGCGUUGCUGGUAGCAGUAAUGAUGUACACCUUAUGACAUUAGAAUAUUAUAACGAACAUAAAGAUGAACUGAAAGGAGAGAAGGGUGACACCGGACCUCAAGGACCACAAGGAAUACAAGGAAUACAAGGAAUACAAGGACCUCAAGGCGAAAACGGUUUGGAUGGAAAGGAUGGAAAGGAUGGAAAAACUGCUAAAUCAUGGAUAUGGAACCUUAUAAAUACUGGUUUAACAGCUGCUUCAUAUGGAGUUCUUCAAUACCAAAUCGGAAAGAUAUGGGCAGUACUUGGUGAAGAAGUUUUAGAUGACGUUAAAAAUGCUUUGAACUUCAUUUCAAAUGGUUCGGAUACUAUUAAAACUUUAUCUGGUUGGAUGCAAGAAACAAGGAGUCAAAUAGAUACUGUAAGACGUAUAGCAAACAAUGCAC